AUAUUGUUUCGUAUUUUCUAACAGUUAAAGCAAUCAAAGGAUUUUCAAUGAUUUUAUAGGACUAAUGCUAAUUAACAUCAAUUGAGUCUCAAGCGUGCUUUCGUGCUUCUUGAAGGAGGUUAGUUCAAACCCCUGGCAACCUUGCCUUCGGUUACUUUCGGCUACAUCGCGCUCUCACGGAGGCCUUCGCAUUCCCUUUCCGCAGCGUGUUCUCUCUGUGAUUACUAAAGGCUUGUGACCAGAUAUGGCUGAUGAAGGGUACGUUGUACGAAUCAGGGGUCUCCCUUGGUCCUGUUCGGUGGAUGAAGUGCAACGAUUUUUCUCAGAUUGUAAAAUUCUUGGCAAUGGCGGCGGCAUCCACUUCACUUCCACAAGGGAGGGUCGUCCCAGUGGAGAGGCAUUUGUCGAGCUGGAAGCAGAAGAAGACCUCAAGCACGCCUUGAAGAAGGACAGAGAAACUAUGGGGCACAGAUAUGUAGAGGUGUUUAAAUCAAACAAUGUGGAGAUGGAUUGGGUCAUGAAGCACACUGGUCCAAACUGUCCAGAGACAGCCGGCGAUGGGCUUGUACGAUUACGAGGUCUCCCCUUUGGCUGCAGCAAAGAGGAGAUAGUCCAGUUUUUCUCAGGGUUGGAAAUCGUGCCAAAUGGGAUAACUUUGCCGGUGGACAUCCAGGGGAGGAGUACGGGGGAGGCCUUCGUGCAGUUUGCUUCACAAGAUAUAGCUGAAAAGGCUCUAAAGAAACACAAGGAAAGAAUAGGGCACAGGUACAUUGAGAUCUUCAAGAGUAGCCGCGCCGAGGUGCGAACUCAUUAUGAACCCCAGCGGAAGCCCAUGAGCAUGCAGAGACCGGGGCCGUACGAUCGGCCUUCUGGUACACGGGCUACAACAAUGAUGAACCGGGGCAGCUCCUACGACCGCAUGCGCCGCGGAGGCUACGGAGGAGGUGUGUCGAGCGGACGAAGAAGUGAAAUCCGAUUUGGUGUUUCGGACAGCCGAUACAACGACGGCGGUGGCUCGUCCUUCCAGAGCACAACGGGCCACUGCGUCCAUAUGAGGGGGCUUCCUUACAGAGCCACAGAAUCGGACAUCUACAUUUUCUUCUCCCCAUUGAAUCCGGUGCGCGUUCACAUUGAGGUCGGCCCCGACGGCAGGGUGACCGGGGAGGCUGAUGUUGAGUUUGCAACACACGAGGACGCUGUGGCUGCCAUGUCCAAAGACAAAGCCAACAUGCAGCACCGCUAUGUGGAGCUGUUCUUAAACUCAACAGCAGGUGGCAGUAACGGCACAUACAGCAGCCAGAUGAUGGGCGGUAAGUAUGGCUUGCAGCAGUCCACUUCUUUUUGCGGCCAGUUGAGCUCCGGCUAUUCAGGUGGCUACAGCAGCCAAGGGAACAUGGGUGGCUACAGUGAUUAUAGUAACCAGGGCGGAAUCGGAAGCAGUUACUAUGGUGGUGGUGGUGGUGGAGGGGGCGGCAGUAGCAGAAGUUCCAUGAAUGGACUCAGUGGGGGUUGGGGCAUGUAGGCUUUUUUUUUUUUUCUUUCCUUUUUUACCGUUGUUGUACCAUUUAGUUUUUUGUACGCGUGUGUGUUACCUCGCCAUUUUGCUGCAAUCAAAUGUCUCACCCAUAAAAUAAAGGUUAAGGUGCGGUUGUGAACGUAUUGCAUUUGUGGGCUUUGUAAAGAAUUUUUUACACUGCAUGGUCCAGAGAAUAGAAAAGUCUAGCAUUGUCUGCUAUCACAGUUGUGACCUGUACGUUCCUCUGUCUUAAGGGGGCUCCAUUUUCAAUACUGGGUUUGGUCUGUUAUUUCUUCAGACACUCUUGUAUUGCUGACGUUCUACCACAUUUUGUAAGAGUGCACGAACAAACGUAAUGUUUUAGACCUUGUUUAAGCUUUCUCAACAACACUUUUGUUUAAUUUACAGUGCUAAAAUGUAAAUCAAAAUUCAAAUGGACAAUUGCAGCAUACUUGAGGUGACUAAUUGCGAGGCACUUUUCUUGACGCGAACCAUCGGGAGCAAGUCAAUCUGGAAUCAGUUGACAUGACCUGUCUUCUGCCUGUAAUGCUAUUUGUAUUUUCUGUAAGCAAAGUGAAUAACUAGUUGGACUGUCAUGAAAA
Molecule: messenger RNA, 2118 nt
Organism: Syngnathus acus (greater pipefish)
Lineage: Eukaryota; Metazoa; Chordata; Actinopteri; Syngnathiformes; Syngnathidae
Product: heterogeneous nuclear ribonucleoprotein H-like
Biological process (GO): regulation of RNA splicing
Cellular component (GO): ribonucleoprotein complex; nucleoplasm
Molecular function (GO): RNA binding
Source: RefSeq, a predicted model, not a curated record